Messenger RNA from Eucalyptus grandis, 2339 nucleotides. Its product is annotated as disease resistance protein RUN1. The record is from RefSeq and is a predicted model, not a curated record. Gene Ontology annotation, biological process: signal transduction; defense response. The transcript is spliced from 5 exons. Gene Ontology annotation, molecular function: ADP binding. NCBI's taxonomy places the organism in Eukaryota, Viridiplantae, Streptophyta, Magnoliopsida, Myrtales, Myrtaceae. Bases 279 to 2339 code for a protein of 686 amino acids.
GGGCCGGCAGCCGUUCGCGUAAACCCCCAGGCGACGCUGGCGGGGAAACCACCACCCCGACGUCACGCUUAAGUCACCAGGAAACAAAGACUGCCCCCUGCUUCGCAGGGGUUUCGAACCUGGUCCUCCUUCGUGGAGGUCCAAGGCCUAUCCAGCCAUGCCACCGCGGUCGGUGGUUUAAGCAAGGACAUGUUCCGAGCCAUAACUUUGUGCUUUCGCCUAAACAAGCGUGUUUAACGGUGGGCUUUCGAUGCCAAUCCAAACGGUCAUACGAAAAGAUGGUGAAGGAAGAGGCCAACUCGAAGACUGCAACAGGUGGCAACUACGAUGUGUUCUUGAGCUUUCGAGGACCUGAUACUCAUAACGGAUUCACAGAUUGCCUUUAUGUUUUCAUGAGUGAUGUGGGAGUCCGUGUUUUUAGGGAUGCCGAAGAGUUACGGCCAGGUGAGAAGAUCUCAGAGAUCUUGCGGGUAGUAAAAAGCUCCCAAAUUUACAUUCCCAUUUUUUCCAAAGACUACGCAUCGAGUAAAUGGUGCUUGCGAGAGCUUACAUGCAUGGUGCAGUGCACUUGCCAAUUCUCGGGGAAAGAGAUAUUGCCUAUCUUUUAUGACGUGGAUCCUUCGGAUGUUAAGCUUCAGACGGAACUUUACAAAAGCGCCCUAUCGAAGCAUGAGGAGGACCUUGACUGCACUGAAGUGAAGCCUUGGAAGGAGGCGUUGACCACGGUGUCUAGAAUCAGUGGAUGGCAUCUGAAGGAUAAAGGGCAAGGCACGGUCAUUAAAGAUAUCAUUCAAAAUAUUUCGCAGAAGAUCGCGAUAAGAAAAAGAGAUUUGCCCACCAAUCUAGUUGGAAUUGAUGAUCGUAUAGAAGCCAUAAAGAAGUUGUUCGAUUGUAAUGCUAGUGAUGUACGAUUUCUCAUAAUCCAUGGAAUUGGUGGCAUUGGAAAGACUACUCUUGCUAAGGCAGUCUUUAACCAAGUCUCUCCUUUAUUUGAAGGUCGCUCCUUCCUUUCAAACAUUCGAGAAUCAUCUCCAUGUGGUGGCAUUGUAAAAAUGCAAAGAAAAUUAGCAGCAGAUAUUUUAGGUUUUUCGCUUCCCGAAACCUUUGACUUUGAGGAAGGGAAUAAGGUGAUUAGAGAGGGAUUACCUCAUAAGCGAGUCUUACUUGUUCUCGAUGAUAUGGAUGGAUAUCAUCAAUGGAUGCAACUAGCGAAUCAUUGUUAUUUUUCUGGUUCAGGGAGUAGGAUCAUCAUUACAACUAGAGAUAAGAGUGUUUUUCCUAUGACCAAGGUGGAAAAAUCGGAGGAAAAAAUCUUAACAAGGUCCACAAACUUUUCUUUGUAUGAAAUGAAGGAGAUGCAUUUUGAUCAUGCUCUGCUACUUUUCAACAAGCUUGCUUUCAACAGAGAUUCAACUCCAUGUGAUCUUUAUGAUCUUUCAAGGGAAGCUGUUGCACUCACCGGAGGACUUCCAUUUGCUCUUGAGGAGAUAGGUUCACUUCUUCAUACCAAAAGUAAACUAAAGUGGAAAAGCACACUAAAGAGGUUGAAGGAAGUGCCUCUCGAAAAAGUCCAACAGAAGUUAAAAUUAAGUUAUGAUGCACUUGGAUAUGAGGCGCAACAAAUUUUUUUGGACAUUGCAUGUUUUUUUGUUAAUAAGAAAAUAACUAAUGCAAUGUAUAUGUGGGAAGCUUGUGACCUUUAUCCGGAGUACGAAAUUGACGUCCUUAUUAAUAAGUCUUUGAUCGAGGUUGUUGGUCAUGAUAGAAUAAGGAUGCAAGAUUCAUUAAGAAAUUUUGGGAGGGAAAUUAUUCGCCAAGAGAAUAUUGGAAUCCCUGGAAAUCAAAGCAGAUUGUGGCUAGCCGUGGACAUAGUACAAGCUAAAAAGGUGGCAAACUCAAUCGGUAAUAUAACCCUUUUGUCAAGGCUAGUAAUGGAGGACACAGGAGUAGUUAAACUUCCGGACACAAUCAAUGGGCUAGUGGAUCUUCAAUACUUGUGCUUGGCCUAUUGUACGAGUCUAAAUUCGCUGCCUGAUGCUGUUGGGAAGUUAAAGUCGUUGACUGAGUUGGAUUUAUCUGGGACAAGUAUCGAGAAACUACCUCGAUCGCUUUGUAACCUCAAAGAUCUGAAAUUACGGAUAAAUAAGAGUUUGAUAAGAGCACGGCGGAUGGGCUAUUUGCUUCGCUUGGAGGAUAUCGAGGAUUGCUCGUACUCUGAAAGAAGAAUGGAACCAGAUGGCAUCCAGUUUGGAGAUCUUAUGCGUGCUGCCUUUCAAAUUUUCGAUCCAGUCUAUGGGGAAAGGGAAAAACCCACGACCGAUGACUUUUUUUUUAUCUGA